Oncorhynchus kisutch (coho salmon) is the source of this 2324-nucleotide messenger RNA. RefSeq names its product growth/differentiation factor 15-like. Gene Ontology annotation, molecular function: growth factor activity; cytokine activity. Gene Ontology annotation, cellular component: extracellular region. The transcript has 2 exons. Lineage: Eukaryota; Metazoa; Chordata; Actinopteri; Salmoniformes; Salmonidae. The record is from RefSeq and is a predicted model, not a curated record. The coding region runs from base 14 to 1129 and encodes 371 amino acids.
GAACAAACCUACCAUGCCUAGCUCAGUCACACAGUGCUUUCUCUUCUCUUGGGUGGUCCUCAUCUUCAGCCUCUGUCAGGGGGAGGGCCGACCCCGCCUGGGGCAGGAGGAGAACCAGAGGGCCUUGGUCUUGGAGUCAGUGAAGACAGGGAUCCUGAGCUCCAUGGGGAUGGAAAGGGAGGCCAGGCCCAGGGAAAUGGCUUCAGAAGAGGAGCUGAUGAGGAUGCAUAGGCUCUACAGGGAAACACUGAGGCAGCUGAGAAGGAGCUCCAGUCAGGAGGGGGGAACCCAGCGUUCCCCAAGGAGGGCAUCCACUGUGCUUCAUCCAGCCACAGUGGAGCCUCUCAAAGUGCUUUGGAGUGAUGAGGAACAUCCAUCAGAUAUGCUUUGGUACAGAGCUGUAUUCCACAAGAACCCACACAUCAGGAAGGAGUUCACUUUGGCCCGGGCUGAGCUGAAGCUCUACAGACAGCUGUUGGAUGGCUCUAAAGCUGCCGAGCCCACAAUUAGGGAUGAGGUUCAUGUGAAGAUCUAUGAGACGAAACCACUGAACUCUUCUCUAUUGAUUCACACAGAGACCCUUGUUCAGACGGUCGCUGCAAGAACUGGUGAUUUGACUUUGGACAUCAGAACAGUGGUUGGUAAGUGGAGUGGGAGGUCGGACGGCCACUCUCUGGUUGUGGAAGUAGAACUGGCCUUAGAAGAGGGAACUGAUCCCAAGAGGACCCCUCAGAUGGUCCUGGAGGUAGACCUUGUAGAACCUAGAUCAGCAGGCAGAAGGAGACGGACUCGCUCCAACAAAGAGGACAACUGUGACGAAGACGGUAGCUGCUGCCGAAAAUCCAUCAAUGUGUCCUUCAAGGAGAUUGGCUGGUCAGACUGGGUCGUGGCCCCCACUGGUUACAACAUGCAUUUCUGCGACGGCUCCUGUCCACACAACUACAAGCCAGCCAGCAUGCACGCGCAGGCAAAGUCUCGUCUUCACCACAUCAACAAGGGAGCAACACCUCACCCUUGUUGUGUGCCGGCAGCCUACGAGCCAGUGAUCCUCAUGCACUAUGACAGUUGGGGAAAGUUGAAGCUCACACCCUUCAAUGACUUGAUUGUCAGCAAAUGCCACUGUGCUUGAGUCCUUCAGGGCAAGCCCAGGCAAGGACAGAAAAAAGAGUCAGAACAAACCUUUUCCUUUAGUGCUACAUAUUGAAAUAGAAUGGAUAAUGUUUUCAAAGGAUGUAAGAAAAUAACAUUUGUCAUGCUCAAUUAGUGACAUUACUAAUGUUCUUUUCAACAGCUAAGCAAACAAAAAUACCCAACAUUAUCCAUCACUUAUGGAUUUUGAGAGAAGUUACUGUGGAGCGAUGACUGAAAUGUACUAUUUUAUUUGGAAGAUAAACUUUGUUAGUCUCAUGUGGCCCAUAAUAUCCUAUUCUUCCAAGACUAUGUACAAAAUUAUAUUAUUUAUUGUAAUUUAUUUAACAGGGUCUAAAACUUAUUUGUAUUGUUUUGUAGUGUAGUUUUCAACGUUACACUAUUUAGCUUGAUCCUUACAUCACUGUAUUGUAAAUAUGUAUUCAAUUUAAUGUAAUACUAUGUACAGUAUUAUUUCCAAACAUUUUGGAAGUUUGUCCGGAAAAAAAACAACAAUGUUGGAUUGUUGUGCCUGAAUGCGUAUGCACACAAACUUUACAGUUUAACCCAUGUGUUUAAUUCCUUAGCAACAGUAAAAUAACUUGAAAUGAUUGUGCUUUACGGAAAACCAUCUAGAUAAUAUUUCAAAAGUUAGGGUGUGCCGUGAAAGACGUAAAAGAUAUGAUAGCCAAUAUCUUGCAUCUGUAGCUUUGAACCAUUUAUACAGUGGCUUUGACCAAAGACUGAAUGACCUGCGGGACAAAUUAACUAAGUAUUUGAUUUUGCAUGACAGUAAGAAUAGCACACAGAACACAUUACGACAUGAAUUGUAAACUCAGCACCGUGAACAGAUAUCAUAUCUCUAAACAAUAAAUACAAUUUAUUUUAAUGUAAUAUAAUGUGAAAGGCAAUACUGUAUCUCGAUAACCACAAUGAAAUAUUAUAGAGAUAAGUUCGGAUAAAUAAAGAGAGAACAAAUAAUGCCAAAGAUAGUGUUUGAUAAUUAUAAGCAUCAUAUCUAAUUUUUUAUCAAUGACAAAGAUAACAAACAAUAAACAGGCAGCGGGCAACAUAACCUGAUGGUUUUUCUAUCAAACAACUUAAUAAACAACACUCAUUCAACAAAACAACUCAAUAUACAGUGGGGCAAAAAAGUAUUUAGUCAGCCACCAAUUGUGCAAGUUCUCCCACUUAAA